Molecule: messenger RNA, 2536 nt
Organism: Linum trigynum
Lineage: Eukaryota; Viridiplantae; Streptophyta; Magnoliopsida; Malpighiales; Linaceae
Source: the annotation of a GenBank genome assembly
CAUCGGAGAUUGCAUCUGUGAACGAAAUCAAAAUGCUGCAUGUUUUAAGGUUAACCAACUAGCCAAAAACAAACACAUGAUACCGAAAAGAUAAAAGUCAAAGACCAUAAGUCCAAAAUAAAUAGAUGAAACCAAUAACCAUGAGAAAGAGAGCCAACCUUGGGCUGAAUCUCCAAGGUGUUGGAAACUGCAUUGAGCUACCAAAGAAGAAACCUUCCUCUUCUGUCAAUUCAGUUAAAUUUCUGAGUAAUGCAGAAUCCUCGUUUCAUUCUCCUCUCUGUUGUUUUCCAAUUUCCUCGCCAAUAUUACAGUUUAGGAAGUCUCCAUCUCAGCAUUAAUCAAACCAAAAUCUUCCACUUCUGCCAAAUCAGCUCAAAUUAGCCAAAAAUGAAGAGUAAUCGUCCCAUUCUUAUCUUUCUUGUUCUCCACUUUCUUAUUCACCUUACCCAUCCAUUAUUCUUCAACCUCAAAGAUUUUGGCAGUCAUGUAAACUGGUUAGCCUAUCAAGGUGAUGCUGAGUACUUGGCUACAGGUUUUCAACUCAACAAGCAAGAUAAACCCUGCAGCGUUGCCCGGGCCACCUAUAUUGAACCCCUCUAUUUGUGGGACGACUCCACCAAGACAGUUACAGAUUUCACAACACGAUUCUCGAUCACCACCAUCGGUCUCGAAGGCAAUGACUAUGCUGAAGGGAUAGCCUUUUUUCUUGCUCCAGUGGGAUAUCCGAUCCCGCCAAAUUCGUGUGAGUACCUGGCAUUGAUGAACUCAUCAAAUUUAAUUCUCGGCAAUCCGAGUCCUGUGGUCAUGGUGGAGUUCGACACACACGUGAACGAUUGGGAUCCGAAAACUGAGCACAUUGGGAUCAAUAACAGCUCCAUUAGAUCAGCGGCUACAGCCAAAUGGGAUAGAGACAAGGAAAUUAAUGACGAAAUUCAGGUCUUGAUUACUUACAAUGCUACAAUCAAGAACCUGACAGUGUUCUGGGCAUACGAGAAAAGACUAGAUUUCAGGCCAGAUUCUUCGCUUACUCACCACAUUGAUCUGACUGAGAUUCUUCCCCAGUGGGUCACGGUUGGAUUCUCAGGGUCAACGGGACAAGGGACAGAGGCACACUUCAUUAACUAUUGGACAUUCAACUCCACCUUGGAGCAACGUGGAGUAAUAUCACCAGAACCAAAACCGACGCCAGCUCCAACCAAGAAUGAACGUUUCCGGUUCAGAAAGUUGCAUUUCUUAGUGUCUACUGCAGUUUCUCUCUGUUCUCUGUUGCUUGGUGGUGGUUUGUCUUUGUUUCUACUGAUGAAGUGGAAAACCUGGAAGAAAACCAGCGGAAAGUCGGCCACUUCUUUGAAUACUGAUCUGGAGAGAAGAGCUUUACCAAAGAAGUUUACUUAUGCGGAGCUUUCUACGGCUACCAAUGGGUUUGCAGAUGGAAGGAGGCUAGGCGAGGGAGGUUCAGGACUUGUCUACAGAGGGAACUUGAGCGAUUUAGACCUCCAUGUUGCAGUUAAGAGAAUCCAUGCACAAUCUGGAAACUCUGGGGAUCUAUUCAUCAAUGAAGUGAAGAUCAUAAGCCGGGUAAUACACAGAAACUUGGUUCCAUUCAUUGGAUGGUGCAAUGAGCAAGGUGAAUUCUUACUAGUCUACGAAUAUAUGCCUAAUGGCAGCCUCGAUUCUCAUCUCUUUGGUAAUGGGAGAACCCUGCAAUGGAACUUGAGAUACAACAUAGCUCUUGGCUUGGCCUCAGCCCUCCACUAUCUCCAUGAAGAGGUUGAGAAAUGUGUCCUUCAUAGAGAUGUUAAGCCAGAGAACAUACUUCUCGACAUGGAUUUCACAGCAAAGCUAGGCGACUUUGGGAUCGCCAAACACAUAGACACACGGUUUCCGCUCCUCAUGACGAAUCCUGUGGGGACUCAUGGUUAUGUGGCUCCUGAAUACCUAGCAGAUGGAAAGGCAAGCAAACCUGCUGAUGUGUUCAGCUUUGGGGUUGUGGGUCUGGAACUUGCUUGUGGGCAGAGGAAUUACAGAGAUGGUGAUCCUUUGCUCUUGGUUAAAGAGGUUUGGGCACAUCAUAAAAAUGGGAAUGUUCUUGAUGCUGCCGAUGGGAAAUUGAGGAUGGAAUUUGAUAGCAAGGAAAUGAGGUGCUUGUUGAACGUGAGUUUAUUGUGUACUCACCCUACUGAAAGUGAAAGGCCCUCAGCUGCUCAGGUUAUCCAGUUUCUCAAGUUCGAAGUGCCGAUGCCAGAGCUGCCUCGGAUGAUGCAUGAUCCUGUAUUCCUUUUCCACUUGGAUGCCACUGAAAGAAGAACAAAGUAAACUUACAGGCAUACAAUGCAUUUGGCCAUUCAAAAUGAAGACAAAAGAACAGGUGAACAGAUGCAAUUUUGUUAUAGGGUACAUUCUUACACUUCUGUAUCUGUCUCAGGGAGUCAUUUCUAUUCAUGAUAUAGUACAAAUUCCAGCUCAUUUUGCAUUUGGGGUCUGGAAAAUCUUUCCCUGGGACAACUGCUGCUUAUGAUAAACAAAGAGGCAUCAG